Molecule: messenger RNA, 681 nt
Organism: Petromyzon marinus (sea lamprey)
Lineage: Eukaryota; Metazoa; Chordata; Hyperoartia; Petromyzontiformes; Petromyzontidae
Source: RefSeq, a predicted model, not a curated record
AUGGCGCCCGAGAUCAUCAAGAAUCGCUACGAGGUCUUGAACAUGUUGGGUGAGGGAUCCUAUGGUCAAGUGUUCAGGUGUUUCGACCUCAAGGAAAUGAAGGAGGUUGCACUGAAGGUGUCCGACAAGACUGUUUGUUUGACAAAGCAGAACAAGUACCGUGAGGCCGUCUUCCUGAAGCAGCUGAAGAACAGCAGCAUCAUCCGGUUCGAGGAAGAUUUUGUCAUCGAAUUCGAACAUUUCUUGGUCCUUGAGUACAUGAGCAAGGGGAGCCUUUGGGAGGUGUUUAAGAAUGGAGCCUUGCCUCUGGCCAAUGUCCGGCGCUACGCCCGGUCCGUGUUGAAAGGUCUGAAGUUCCUAAAGAAGAAAGGCGUGGUGCAUGCAGACAUCAAGGCGGCUAACAUCCUCGUCAAAGACCACGAGAUGGGGACAAUCAAGCUGGCUGACUUCGGAUUGAGUUUCUUCGAGAAUGAGCUGGUCGACCACCUCGUUUCUACCCAAGGGUACCGGGCCCCCGAGGUUCUGCUGAACCUACAGGUUGGCACGCCGCUCGACAUGUGGUCUGCCGGCUGCAUCUUCGCAGAGCUGUCCACUGGGCAACAGCUUCUGCCAUGCUACAGCGACUUGCACGAGAUCGUGGGCAUCACGGAGUUGGAGCUCGCGUUGGUGGCUCAGCGGUAG